AUGGCCUCCUUCGACCCCAAAGCUCCUGUGGAUCUCGCCAAUACCAUUCCUACCCCGUUCCCACCUUUCCGACGUAUAGUGACCACUCACACUUCCACGGAUACCGAUGGAUCCGACGUGGCUCUUCUCGAAUCGACCUAUGCUCUCACCCCUCUCUUAGGGGGUCGAGCUCACGCAGGCUACGUCUUCGCCAGUAAAGAUUUACCGACCACCUCUCAACAUUCGAUCACAUCAUCUGACGUUGAAAAAGCUACAGAUCAAUGUUCUGGGGUGGUAUUGGACAACGGAGUGAACGGUCAAGUGACAGAUUUACCGCCGAAUUGCGGCGUGGGUAUGCACAGGACCAGUUCGAUAGAUUACAAUAUCUUUUUGAAGGGUUCAGCAUACCUUAUCACGCCUUCAAAGGACUCGAAACAUGCGAAUGGGACUGGACAUGCGGACGCUAAACCUGGCGAAGUAUGGACAAAAGUCAGUGCUGGAGAAGUCGUCGUUCAGAGAGGGACGUUACAUGCUUGGAAAGCGACGGAAGAAGGAGCGAGAUGGUGCACUGUUGUCGUAUCUGCAAAAGCUGUCGAGGUGAAUGGGGAGGCAUUAAAGGAUGUCGAUUUUGAUUAA
This is a messenger RNA of Kockovaella imperatae, 615 nucleotides long. RefSeq lists its product as hypothetical. The transcript has a single exon. The record is from RefSeq and is a predicted model, not a curated record. NCBI's taxonomy places the organism in Eukaryota, Fungi, Basidiomycota, Tremellomycetes, Tremellales, Cuniculitremaceae. The coding region runs from base 1 to 615 and encodes 204 amino acids.